This is a messenger RNA of Fusarium keratoplasticum, 1173 nucleotides long. RefSeq lists its product as uncharacterized. NCBI's taxonomy places the organism in Eukaryota, Fungi, Ascomycota, Sordariomycetes, Hypocreales, Nectriaceae. Bases 1 to 1173 code for a protein of 390 amino acids. The record is from RefSeq and is a predicted model, not a curated record. The transcript has 4 exons.
AUGUCGUCCUCGGGCUCAUCCUUCACAUCUUCGUCGCUCGGCCGCCCACCAACAUACGGACGAACCUACGUCAGUCCCGUUGACUCGACGUGGACCCCGACCUCCGGCAUAUCGACCAUUUCCGCUCCGACCACCGAGGGGUCGAUUACUGAAACCUCGGCGCUUGAUCUGGGGCCUCCGGGCUUCCAGGCAACGAUAAUACUCUUUCAAGAUACACCGGACGAGCGUGUCGUCUACCUAGGGCCAUGGGAGGUGGUGGGAUCUGAGCAACGUCGUGUGCUCUGGCAGGGAAGCUACCAGAACGAGCUUCUCGAGCAUUUCCUGCCUUCGGACACACCUUCAGACAUCCAUCCUCAUACCCUCCACUCGCGCCAUCGCCCGUACUAUGACCCCGCGGACAUGGAGCGAUACAUUACGUUUCAGGAACCCCAUCGAGUUCGAUACACGACGGAUGAGGGCGUGUGCAUCCACGACCAAUUCAUCAAGAUCAGAUACGAAUUCACGACAAUCGAGAGCUCGAUCCAAUUUCAGGGCGACUUGCGCCGGAAGGACCUUGUUGACUUUUAUGACGUCGACGUUGUCUGGACCAAUGUGCAUGGUCGCACAGAUAGCUUCGGGAAAGUGAAGGGCAUCGGAGCUAUCCAGAGGCUCAAGCUGUGGAGAGAUCGCUAUACGACAUUCCACUCCCUCAGCGUGUGGGCGAACAAGACGGAUGGGCAAUACCGUGAAUACGAUAUCCACUGUUUCGACGGUGAGAUUCGAGGACGGGAUGACAGGGCAAAGCAGCUUCGACUAAAUGCCUCUGGUCGGCGUCACAACACGGGUGAUGAUCACCAUUCGCAUCGGCGCUUCUCCCUGGCGCAUCGCAUGCGACCUCGAACCAGAACGAGCGAUUCAUCGGAGCCAAGAUCGAUGCAGCCGACGCUGGACAUACGAUACCUGGCCAUUCAGUUUACCGAGCGUCAAGCAUAUCGACGAUUCCUCGAGACGUGGCUCUAUUGCCACAGUUCGGACCGCGAAUUCAAUGGGAUCCCAUUUCCGCCGAACCACUUUGAGUUGCCCUCACCGCAGAUUUUGCCGGGACAUUCUCCCGAUUUACCGCUAUCUGGUUGGCAGAACCACACUCUAGACUCGGUGCCCGAACCCUCGGAUGCGGCCGAAGCUACGCCUUGA